GUACUGUAUUUCUCUUACUCUGUCUAAUUCCUACUACUGGAAAUGCAGAACAGUGUACUAAUAAUAUCCUAACAUAUUCACAGUUGUUUCCAGUCCAGUAACCCAUAUCUGCUGUAUUUGUGUGUGUAAAUAAGCUAAAUGUCAGAAACUCCCAAAUGGUACUGUAUAAGUUAACAUUGGGCUUGACUGGUAGUCGAUGGUCCGUCCAUUUUGAUUAUCGUUAAAAGAUAGCCUUUGUAAAGUUGCAUCUGUCGAUACGCAUCCAAGCUAGCAGGACUUGCUGAAAGGUUGUCAGUUUCACAUAUGUAAUUAUGUGAGACUCGUCGCUAGAUGACGCCAAAGAGCUCGUCGUGUUCGGAUAGAAGGAAUUCUGCGCUAUACAAAACACGGUCGUGUGUGAUACAGUACUGAUAUCAGAUUACACACCAUAUGAACCCUUACAACACGGGGUAGACCGAGCCCAACUAGGGGAGGGCGGGGGAAACUGACCGUUUACCUCACUCGCUCUGUCGGGCAGUGCUGAGGGAGAAUCCACAUAGGGUUGGCCACAUAUCGUCUUCUUUAGUCGUGUGGGAAAACUGCGAGCGUUAGUUUCAUUUCAACUUUUUUGUUCGUACAAUGUGAGGAAAAUGACCGAGCCAAGCUCUGAUUGGGUGGAAAUCCUGGAGCCGCGCUCACGUGAGCGCAUGUAUGUGAACCUGACGACGGGCGAGUGCGGCUGGGUGCCGCCGGUGGGCAUGCCCGUGCGCCAGUCCGACGGCAACCAGUGGUGGGAGCUGUUCGACACGUCCAACAGCCGCUACUACUACUACAACUGCACCACCCAGCAGACGGUGUGGCACCGGCCCACCAGCUGCGACAUCGUGCCCCUCGCCCAGCUGCAGGCCAUGAAGAGGAGCUCCGAGUCGGAGCUGAGGGGCCUCCCCAGACCCCUGUGGGGGAGUGGGGGCAUACCGCCUGGGGGUGGUGGUGGGGGUGAGACCAAUGGGAGCGUUGGGAGCCUGGGGAGUGCUGGAGGAGGAGGAGAGGGACGAAGGACACCGCUACCGGGAGUGAGUCCGGUGCCGCCGCCUCAGGAGCCGGAGAGCUCCAGUGGGAGAGAGACGCCGUCGAAAGGGAGAGUAGACAGUCUGGACGGGAGACGAGAGGUCAACAGGGACCCUGCUCAAAGAUGGCAGCCAGCUCCGGGGUCCAAGGCGGCCAUGUUGGUGAAGGUGAACAACACUGGCAGGCACCAGUCACCUGGACCCUCUAGCGCCUUACAGCUCCUCCACCUCAGCAGCAGCAGCAGCAGCAGCAGCAGUGCUACCAAGCCCCUUUACCAGGCUCACAUUGACCACACUGCACCUUUUGGAGUCAAAAUGGCCGUCCCAGGAGACUCCAAGCAGGCAUACCACCUCAAGAAGUCGGACGGCGGUAACUUCUGCUUGGUCAUGCCUAACGCGAGUGCACCGGCAUUCCAGAACCCGCAGCGGUCCCAGGCUGGCACGCCCCGACCCUCGUCGCCCCAGUAUGGUGCCACGGCGCCCAUCUAUGAUGAGCCUCCCAGGGACCCCCCGAUUUACGACGAACCCCCGAUGGAGAUGGAGGUUGAAGGAGCGCACCUGUUGAAUCGCCCAUCGCCCUUACCUUACUCCCCCAGCCACAGUCUGCCCAGGCUGGGCCAACCGAAGCUCCUCCAGUACCCAGCCUCUCACCUGGGGGCCAAGCACAGGAGGAGCCCGUCUGCUACUGAGUACAGCCCCGCAGGGCGGGAGUGCAUCAAGCAUAUGGUGAACGUGGAUCCGGCCGUCGGCAGCACCAAACAGGGCCUGAUCUUGUCCAAUCCUCAGGCUGUCCCCUCCGCUCCCGAAUCAGUCUCCAUUAGCAGCUCAAUGCAGAGCCAGAUUCAGAGCCAAGCCCAACAGCCUCAGCCCCAGCCCCAGCAGCCCCAGCAGCCUCUAUCUCCAGCACCGGGCCCGAAGCGGGAGGUGAGCCUGGAGAAGAAGCAGUCGUGGCGGCUGCUGGAGGCCGGCGUGCUGAAGAGCAUGGAGGCUCGCCACAGCCGGCAGAGCAGCCUGGCAUCGCAGCAGGAGUACCCGAGCCCCGCCGCCGUCACCUACCAGGACUCGGGCUACUCCACGGGCCCCUCGCCCAGCCUCCGGCGCAAGAACCGCAGGCGACCCCCGGGAGCGGGCGCCGGGACCGGCUUAGCCGGGGCCGGAGCCGGGCAGGGCAGGCCAGGGUCGGUGGGCAGCACCGGGGAGCUGACGGCGCUGAACGAGAAGCUGAUGGCGGAGAUGCGGGCGGUGGUGAGCCGCUCCAACACCAUCCACAGCAGCAAGGCCAGUCUGGACACGGAGACGGGCUCGGAGACGGGGUCGGCGUCCCGCGCGCGCUCCCCUCUCGACUCUCUGCACAAGUACGCCAGCGUCGGCGGGGGCUCGUCCACACCGCGCCGCGGGGGCUCCAGGGAGGACGUGAGCGCCAGUAACCGCUCCCUGUACCGGCCGGGCGGCGGGGGCAGCCAUGCCGAGCUGCCCCUCUCGCCACUGGCAGCGGAGGGAGGCGGGAGGCAGAAGCGCACCUAUGAGAAGGUGGACACGCUGGAGAAGAGCGUCACCUCCCAAACCAGCCUGUCCUCGCCAGAGCCGCCCAGAACCCCCUUACAGACAGGAACACUGGAAUCCAAGGGGCAGCUGGAGAUCUCACCACAGGGAGGUGGCAGUGGGCAUGGCGUGGGCACCGGCAGCACGACAGCGGUCAGCGCCAACGAUGGAUUCGGUCAGGACGGUAACGGCAACAGCAACGGCAACGGCAACGGCAACACCGACGGCAGCGGCGGUGGCGGUGGCGGGCAGGUGGUCGGGGGCGGCUACCAGUACCCAUACACCACCCUGUGCAAGCCCGGCCCGGACGUCAACAUGGUGGACUGGGCCAGCAAGAACCUGAACCUGCACACGCAGGGCCUCUUCCGCCGGCGGGUCUCCAUCGCCAACAUGCUCUCCUGGAACCGCGGCUCCAUCAAGAAGCCCAUGCUCAUCACCAGCGACCGCGCCGUCAAGAAGGAGGCCUGCGAGAUGUUCAAGCUGGUGCAGGCCUACAUGGGCGACCGGCCCGCACGCCUCGACCGGCGCCACGCUGCCCUCCUGGUCGUCACCAAGUGCUGGGGCACACAGGGCUUGCGUGACGAGCUGUACGUGCAGCUGGUGCGCCAGACCACGGGGAACCUGAGUCUGCGCAGCCUGGCCUCGGGCUGGGAGCUCAUGGCCAUCAGCCUGGCCUUCUUCUCCCCCUCGCCCAAGUUCAGGCGCUACCUGGAGGGCUACAUCCAGCGUCACAUGGAGCCCAGCAACGACAAGAAGAUUCUGCAGCAGAUCCAGGAACAGCAGGACAUGAAGAACAAGAAGAACUCCAAGUCCAGGAAGAAGCGGAAACAAAACAAUGAGGAAGAGGAAGAGCAGGGUCUACCCAUCAGCACUUAUGCCAAGUACUGCUAUCGAAAGCUGCAGAAGGUGGCAGUCUCUGGAGGAAAGAAGGGCCUGCGGAAGCCCACCCUGGAGGAGAUCGACCACGGGCGCAACGGCAUUGUGACGCCGUCGCUGUUCGGCAGCGCCCUGGAAGAGAUCAUGGAGCGGCAGAGCCAGCUGUUCCCCGAGCGCAGGCUGCCCUGGGUGCAGGUGCAGCUCUCACAGUAUGUGCUGGCCCUGGGCGGCGCACAGACCGAGGGCAUCUUCAGGGUACCAGGAGACAUUGACGAGGUCAACGCCCUCAAGCUUCAGGUGGAUCAGUGGAAAAUUCCGGAGAACCUCUCAGAUCCUAAUGUCCCAGCCUCCCUGUUGAAGCUGUGGUACCGUGAGCUGGAGGAGCCGGUGAUCCCUCAGAGCUUCUAUAAGCAGUGCAUCACCAACUACGAGGACCCAGAGGCAGCCAUCAGCGUGGUGCAGUCUCUACCGGAGCUCAGCAGACUGGUGCUCUGCUACUUCAUCAACUUCUUACAGGUCUUCGCCCAGCCAGUGAAUGUGAGUAAGACUAAGAUGGAUGUGAACAACCUGGCCAUGGUGAUGGCUCCUAACUGCUUGCGCUGCCAGUCGGACGACCCCCGCAUCAUCUUCGAGAACACGCGCAAGGAGAUGUCCUUCCUCCGCGUGCUCAUCGUGCACCUGGACACCAGCUUCGUCAAGGGGAUCAUCUGAGCGUGCUCCUGGACUCUUGUGACCACCCCCCCCCCCCACCUACCACCAUACCCCCCUCAGCUGUCCCACCCCCAAUCAAUCACUGUUCUCCUCCAGCAUCAUCUGUCCCGCAGUCAGCUCAGUUCCAACCUGCCACUUCCAGUGACUCAAGACUGCAGACGGUUUUCUCCCUCUGAGUGGAUUAUCUCUUGUGCUACGUAUGAUCUUUGCUGAGAUUUGGACUGCUGUAAGAGUGAUGUCUCCACAGGGUCCUCUCCAGGCCUUUGGAUCUCCACAAGGUCCUCUCCAGGCCUUUGGAUCUCCACAGGGUCCUCUCCAGGCCUCUGCUCCGCACACUGGACUAUGCUGGCCUCAAACUCAGCAUGAUGUGAGCAGCAAUAAUGAAACCGUGAUGAAAUAAAAGCAGAGACUUAUACUGUGUACAAUAUACCGUGCAGGGACUUUUGUUUCGUAAAAAAAAAAAAAAAAGAAAAGAAAAAAUUUUUACUUUUAAAGGCUUUUAAAGAUGAGAGCAUGAAGAGCACACAUGGUCUUUUUUCUUCUUCCCGCCCUUUUCUGUGAUGGUGAACAAUCUUCGUCCAGGACCAGGACGACCACCAUGGACAUGUCAGAGAGUUUAACUUGUAUCCUUUUUCGAUCUUUAAUUAAGCGUAUGUGAGCAACAUUUCUCCCCCAUCUCUCUCUCUCUCUAAUUUAAUUUGGAAUUUCAGUUGUUUAUUUAAUUCACAUUAUUUGUAGGCACAGGCCCAGUUUGAGGGCGAGGAAGGUCUUAACCCUUCAUCAGGUUGACAAACAAUAGACCUGCUGUUUCGGCCCUCGGAUGGAAGAAAAAUAAAUAUUUAUACGUCCCUGAGAGCCUGUCCAUGAAUGGUGAAAAAGGCUUGGCUAGCCACACACACACAGUUCAUGUGUGUGUGAGUGUGUGUGUGUGUGUGCGUGUGAGUGUGUGUGUGUGAUUGUGUGUGCGUGCUGAAGGGAGAAAUGCUGGCUCUGGCCUCUGAAGGCACGAGAAAUCACAUGUCCCGCACAGCUCGGCGGUAGAUUCCACCGCAAAUGAAAAACAAAGUGGAAUGUUUCUCUCUGGAGCCUAUUCAGCUGUUUCACUGCAGACAAUUACAGUAGGACCGAGAGGAGGAACGAGAGCCAGAGGGAGGGCAGAGCAGCAGCCUGUGGUGGUGGUAGUGAUGGUGGAGCUGGUUCUUAAAAAAUAGCUACUUCACCCCCACCCUCUCCCUCCCCCAGAGAUGAACAAUUAUACCUUUGAUGGAGCCCAUGAAAGAUGCUAAUUUUAACCAUUAGCAGGUCAGAGGAAAGGAAUGCAAGGGGAGGCGAGCUGCACAGGAUCGGGUUCUUCUGUCAGGGCAGAACGAUCUGGAUGCUCUGCUAGACUGGAGCGAUCUUCAAGGGCUCCUCGUGUUAUCUUAGUCCCACUUGGGACCACCCAGUGGUGGGAUCUUUGUGCACGCAAAGGGUCACACAAAUCUGAAAUAUGAGUGACAGUGAUAGCCAAAGAACUAUUUAGUGCCAGCGAGGGGUCCCUCGUGGAUAAGGCUCUCUGACGUUUUGGAAGAACCUGUGAAGUGUCAAAAAGACUUCUGAAAUCACUACCCUGAGGGGAGAGUGCUGCCUUUUAUGCUGAUGAACCCUCUGUAAUCAUGCAGUCAGGUAACAUUCAUUACCCUACUAAAUACAAAUACCAUACAAUAAGCUCAAUGUUAUAAAAUAAAGAAAAUUCAAAAAUGGGCAGGAACAAAACUAGUGAUAGACUUUGGUUGUAGGCCACAGCCACAGACUGGUUCCAGUUGUUAAUCACGCGCAGCACAAGUCAAACUGCUCGGAGGAAACCAUUACCAAACCCCAACUAAACUGAUAUUUUUAGGCUGGGAAAUCGCCUAACAAGGACUUUCCUAUUCACCCUAAAGUCUGUACCUCAGACCGAAGGAGGGGUGGAAGAAAGCUGAAAGGCCAGCCUGCACAGACGGCUCAGUAUAUUUAGCUCUGUGGUCGUGUGCAGGACUGGGUUUUAGCACUCCCCUCUCUCUCCCACUGACUACCCACACUGACAGUGGUUGUCUGUACUGCACCAUAGGUCAUGUGCUGUGUGUAUGUGUGUGUGUGUGUGUGUGUGAAUGUGUGUGUGUGUGUGUGACAGAGACUGAAAGUGAAUGAGUCUGAAAGUUGAGAUUUGUGUAUAUGUUUGGGUAUAGAUAGACACAUAUAGUAUGGGUAGACUUCCCCAAAGCUACAGGGCCUAAAAUGAAAGGGUACAGGCAGGCCCCAAAUGGUCCCAAAAUGGAGCAUAGCAGGUUGUUAAAAAACUAUUGCCUUCUGAACUGAAUCUUCUACCUACUGUACUCUCUGUGUCUGGUCCCAGUUGUUCAGAAAAGCAACUUGAAUCGGUAUGGUUUUGGAAAGCGUAUGCAGCAACAGAUACUUCUCCAUAGAUAAUAUACUACUCUUGAUAUUAAAGUUUGUGUGUGUGUGUGUGUGUGUGUUGGACAACCUAAGGCCAGCUGGGUGUGUCACACAUUCUCAGCUAUUCUCAACUCAGCACUCUCCCUUACCAGCCCACAGGAGGAACCCUUCUGCAGUGCAGUGAGGCGUAUGGUUCGCUAGCCUGAAAUACACUCUGGAUAGAAUUACCAGAGGUUCCAGUUCAUUAAAUACCUAUCUCUUCUAUCACCUUCUGUGCUCAGACUCUUUCUCUCUCUCUCUCGCUCUCACUCUUCUUUCCCUGGUUAUUCCCUCCCUCUGACAUGUGUAGAGAUUCAAACCUUGCCAGGGAUUUCACUGUAAUAAAUACUCCAGUCAAAACAGCUGAAGGGGAAUUUGAGGAUUCUGUGUACAGUAAUCACAUACAGACACACACACGCUCACUCAUACACACACAUUGCUUGCAGACAGACACGGGCAAACCCACACAGGCAAGCACAAUUCUACACAACCUUCCUACCCAGGGCCUGUUACAUAGUUUCACCAUGGCUGGUUUGUGUGGAAAGAUUGGGUCUCCAACCGUGUGUACAUAUGAUGACAUGUGAAUAGCCGCACGCUGCUGAUUACUGUAUGUUUAAACCACGACUCAUGCUGUUUGAGUCGUCAAGAACACAGAAGAAGAAAUAAGAUAAGAAACACAUUCAGAGUUUUGUUAUUUUCUUGUUUCAGUUGUUGGUUCUCUCCCCUUUGCCCUCCAGUUUAAAUCCAUGCAUUUCUGUGUUUUGUUGAUAGAUGUAUAUAUAUAUACUGUACGCUCCAGCCUCUGCCAGUGGGUGAUGACUGGUCAAUAGUGUGAUUGAUAAGAGAGGAAGCAGGAGAGUGAUGCCCCCACACACACAUACCCCUCCUAAUGUUUGCACUUAAUACCCCCUCCACUUACUACAUACCCCCACCCCCCGGGCUCAUCUCUGGUGUGAGUGUUGGAGGCUCACACCAGAGUUGAUGUAUUAUUGAUCUUUGUUGUAAAUGCUCUUGGCAAGUUUUUUUUUUCUUUUCUUCCUGAGGUAUGUUGAGUGUGUGAGUGUGUGAAAAAAAAUACAAAAUCUUUGUUGGAUGUGGAUGCAUUUAGAUAUCCAUAGUUUCCUAAAUAAUAAAUAAUUGCGGGAAAAAAUAAAGUUUGUAAAUUUACUGAGAA
Molecule: messenger RNA, 7803 nt
Organism: Clupea harengus (Atlantic herring)
Lineage: Eukaryota; Metazoa; Chordata; Actinopteri; Clupeiformes; Clupeidae
Gene: arhgap46b
Product: Rho GTPase activating protein 46b
Biological process (GO): signal transduction
Cellular component (GO): cytoplasm; cytoskeleton
Molecular function (GO): protein binding; GTPase activator activity
Source: RefSeq, a predicted model, not a curated record